GAUAACAGCGUAACCUAGCGAUUGAUUAGUACGUAACCUAGACAUUGCGUAAGCAUUGCCAUGUGUGCUAGUCCGCGCGCGGCGCGAGAAAGUGUUGUACCCCACCAAGGUAAGCCGGCUACGCUACGCAAUGAUCCGUCUGUUAGUGCUGUGCUGCGUCGCGCUAGUGUGCGCUCGCCCUUACGAUCCAGAUGACGUAGAGCUUGCGAAGGUGCUGCAGCCCAGCGGACAGUUUGAGGCGUUCUACCCGAGACAGACUCACGGGUUACCCAACGGGUCGUCGCGACCCGCGCACGGCCACGGCAGCUUCUACAAGCAUCGUAACCCUGCGUUGGUUGACGUAAAGAACGCCGCGGCAUACGGGUUCCGCUUCGACGGCAUGCGACGUUUCAACUUCGAUGAUGAUGAUGAAUAAACGUUGAAGUCA
Aricia agestis (brown argus) is the source of this 427-nucleotide messenger RNA. RefSeq lists its product as uncharacterized. The transcript has 3 exons. The coding region runs from base 131 to 415 and encodes 94 amino acids. Lineage: Eukaryota; Metazoa; Arthropoda; Insecta; Lepidoptera; Lycaenidae. The record is from RefSeq and is a predicted model, not a curated record.